AGACAAGGUACACGUUUCUUUCCUAUAAUCGUAGUUAUUUACGUUGUUUUUAUAUUAAGUAGAAUAUUAAAACCGUUUAUUUGUAUUAAGGUAUUAUCUUUCAAAAUCGUAGUUUUCAAAUAUCAACUGUUUUUAAGUCGAUGAGUAAAACUUUUCGAAGAUAUUUGAAGAUUUCUAAAAAAUGUCCGGAUGUAAACACUAAAAGUUCCAUAAAAUUACAUACGUGUGUAUUGAAAUGGCUACGAAAAUUAUCAAAUCCGGAGGGGCUGAGCCCGAUGUAUUUGAAACACAAGUCGCCCAAGCUCUGCUCGAGCUUGAAAUGAAUUCCGAUUUAAAAGCCCAGCUAAGGGAAUUGCAUAUUACAAAGGCAAGAGAGAUAGAUUUAAAUAACAAAAAAAGUGUUAUUAUUUACGUCCCUAUGCCUAAAUUGAAACAAUUCCAGAAGAUACAAACUAGAUUAGUGAGAGAAUUAGAAAAAAAAUUCAGUGGAAAACAUGUUGUAUUUGUUGGAGAACGUAAAAUUCUACCCAAACCUACAAGGAAAACUCGCGCUGCUAAUAAACAAAAGAGACCAAGAUCUCGUACUCUCACUUCUGUAUAUGAUGCUAUACUAGAAGAUCUUGUAUUCCCUGCUGAAAUUGUAGGUAAAAGAAUCCGUGUUAAAUUAGAUGGGUCGCAACUGACUAAGGUUCAUUUGGACAAGAACCAACAAACUACAAUUGAGCAUAAGGUCGACACUUUUGCUUCAGUUUACAAGAAACUUACUGGCAGAGAAGUAACUUUCGAAUUUCCAGAACCAUAUUUGUAAAAUGUCAGUUUAUUAAAUAAUUGAAAAUU
Messenger RNA from Diorhabda carinulata, 837 nucleotides. RefSeq names its product 40S ribosomal protein S7 (gene RpS7). Gene Ontology annotation, biological process: rRNA processing; ribosomal small subunit biogenesis; translation. Gene Ontology annotation, cellular component: ribosome; 90S preribosome; small-subunit processome. The transcript has 4 exons. The record is from RefSeq and is a predicted model, not a curated record. Gene Ontology annotation, molecular function: structural constituent of ribosome. Lineage: Eukaryota; Metazoa; Arthropoda; Insecta; Coleoptera; Chrysomelidae. Bases 236 to 808 code for a protein of 190 amino acids.